Molecule: messenger RNA, 4593 nt
Organism: Girardinichthys multiradiatus
Lineage: Eukaryota; Metazoa; Chordata; Actinopteri; Cyprinodontiformes; Goodeidae
Product: neurturin-like
Exons: 4
Coding region: 576-1268 (230 amino acids)
Molecular function (GO): growth factor activity; receptor tyrosine kinase binding; glial cell-derived neurotrophic factor receptor binding
Source: RefSeq, a predicted model, not a curated record
CUCCUCACCCUAACCCACCUUCUCGACCUGCAGAGUUCCCCUCCUGGGAGCAGAACGGAGGACCUGCUGCCGGAAAAGAGGGUAAGAUGAGCACUGUCCUUCCAUCUGUGAUGACAAAGUACUCUGAGGGGAAGUUAAAGGUUUUUUUUUUUUUGCAAAACAGAAGAGCAAGAAGUUCUACGCGAACAGGCAUGUUGACAAACGUUUUCUCAACCGUAGCCUUCAAGAUCUUUUCAUUUUUUUUGAAUGGAUAAAUCUGAGUGCCACAAAGCAUGAUUGCAUUCAGAGGAAUGUUGAUUUUGAUCUUCACCAUUUAUAAGGGUUCAAUGGAAAAGUAAAUAUGAUCAAGGAAUAAGACCCACAUCAAGUCAGGACACCUUCCGUACUUGCAAGGCGAAGAAGUUUGUGACAGAAUUCAUGGGAAAAAGCAGGACUCCUGCCUAUGAUCCUCACCUGUGAAGAAGAUGGACUUACCCAGUCAGCACUUGCCUGAGGAGGUCAGCUGAAGCCGACGCCACGCAGCUAAGUUUGGAUUAGCAGGCCGAACGAGUUUCAAUGCUCCCCCACGUAUUAAGAUGAAGUUAUGGAAAGGUGCUACUUUUGCCUUCGUGCUCUGUGCUGCAGCCCUGUCCACCUUCUUCAUUAGAAACAUGGCCUCCAUCAGAGGAUUCACAGUCCAAGAGAAACAUCCACAUGCAUCUUCUCCCUCAGAAACAAUCCCUAAAUCAUCUUUAACAUCUUCAGCGGAACCAAGAGUGCUACCCUGGCAGACAGAAAGUCUUCGUCGGGAGACCCGUUCAACAGGAAACAACAUAAAUUCCCUGCUCUCAGAAUUCUCCAUGAUGCUGCAGAGCUUUACAGAGAGUGAGCUUCAGCAUGUUCUGGGAACAUUGCUGGACAGGAAGAGAAGGAGGGGCCAGUCCCUCGGUAUGACUCAGGCUCGAAGGACUAAAAGAGCUCAAAAAUCCAGGCCCUGCUCCCUGAGGAAGCUGGUUCUGACGGUGAACGAACUGGGUCUUGGCUUUGAGAGCGACGAGACCAUACAGCUGCAGUACUGCAGCGGUCAAUGCGAUAAAGAAAGGCAAAACUAUGACUUCGUCAUGAAGCACAUGGUUGAAAAAGGCUACAUUGGGAAGGGUCGAAAGAACAAAGUUAGCAAAGAACCCUGCUGCCGACCAACUAAAUUUGAAAAGAGCAUUGUCUACUAUGGAAAUGGCACCCAUAACGAAAUACCUAACGUAUCAGCGAAGCGUUGUGGGUGUGUAUGACCCAAAGUAAUGAACCUCUUCAAGCUGCUCAAAGCUUCUGCUGAAAGAUCCAAAAAGGGAUGUAUAAUGGACAAACAAAGACCAGCAGGCAGGAGGAAACAAUGGGAAAAUGUUUAUGGCGUCUCCAUGGGAACCUUUUUGAUGGACUGACUUUGAAUGAAUUUGUCUGUCGCUGCAGGUUGGAAGCGGAUUACAUGUAUGGCAAACGCUAUGAUAAUGAAAAUGAGAGCACAAACAAAUACAUGUUUAUAUCUUUUCUAUCUGUGUAGUAACACUGUAAACUAUGGUGUAAACAGCAGUUUAGCAACAUGAGGUUUGUGUCUUCUUAGUCAUUUGUACAUGUUUAAAUUCAGAAUGAUGCGACAGGGUGGACCGGAUCAUCUCUGUUACUGCACUUCAUUCAAAUUUCUAUACAAAAUUUUAUAGUUUAAAGACUUAUCAUCCCAACAAAUUGCUAGUCAGGCACAUAAAAUACAAAAGCUAUAAAAUGAAAUACACAUAACAAAAAUCAGCACAGGACAACAUACUCAUUUAAACUCAAGAUGUGUCCAGAGGUUUGUGUUAAAUUGUUGCAAGCCAAGGAGGUAAUUAAGUCAUGUUUUCUCACUUAUGAAGUUUAUCGUUACCAAUUGCAGCUUUAUCACACAGGUAAAACAAGAGAAGGAAUGUUACUUAUAAUUUAUCAAUGAAAAACCUUAUGCUUUAGUUCCUGGUACAUCACCCAUAAUUACUGCAUUUUAUUGAUAUUGUGUAGAGACUUUCAACAUGUAUGUAUUGUCAGUGUAAAAAAUUCUGCAUUCUGCAAAACAAAUCUACUUUCCCCAAAUUAUUUACCAGGUACGCCUGGUAAAGGUGCGUAAAAAGUAUUUAAAUGAAUGUUUUAUUGCAUCUCUCUCUCUCUAUAUAUAUAUAUUUGUUUUUUCAACUUCAACUUCAGUACAUUUAUUCAGUGGGAAAAAUACCAUGUUAACAAAUAACUAAAAUCACAGUUGGCCCCAGUGGUAAUGUAUUAUGAGGCAGCACUUUAUCUUCUAUAACAUUUCACAAGGUUGGAGCAUACAGAUCUUUACCUUCAUGGAACUGCAAAGAAGGUCAUGGUGGUUUGGUUGUCCACUCCACAUGGGUUUGUCUAGAUGCUUGUAAGGGCAGUCUGGUCCUUGGAUGCCCAAAGCCAGAGCCAUGUCUGCAUUCGCGGCAGAAAGUGUGGCUCGUUUGCAAUGCGGGCUGGACUCAGCCAAAACUGCCACUUGUCCCGUUUAUGGAGGGGUGUCUGGUUUGGGAACCUCAGGGUCUCAUAUUUAGUUUUUGCAGAUGAUGAGGCUCUGUUGCCGUCUUCAGGCCAUGACCUGCAGUGUGAUAUGGCUAAAAGUUGUAAUGGGAUGGGGACUGGUCUAUGACUCAAGCAGAGGAGAAUUUCAAGUAUCUUGGAGUCAUGUUCAGGAGAUGUGUAGAUGGAUUAGAGCCUCGUCUGCCGUAAUGUGAUUGGCGCUCCAGCUUUUCAUAAUUAAGAAAGAGCUUAGCAAAAAGAAAAGUUCAAAAUGUAAUAAUUCACCUAAAGUCUGACCUUCACCUACGGUUCAUGACAUAUAAAUCAUGACAAUGAAAUCUUGGAUACAGGUGACUAGAAUGAACCUUCUAUGUAAACUGUCUUGGUUAGCCCUUAAAAACAGACCAAGGAGUUCCCACAUCAGGGAACACCUAGUCAGUUGAUGUGGUUUAGGGAUCUAAUUGGGAUACCUCCUGGGUAUCAUUCACUGGUAGGCAACCCAAACAGUGCACCUAGAAUUUGUUGAAGGGACUAUGUAUCCCUUCUGUCCAGAGAACCCCUUGGGAACCCAACAGAACAUGCCAGAGAACUUUUCUGGGUCUUGAUUUCCCUUCUAGACUUAUUACUGAUCUCAGAUGAGCAGAUGACAAUGAAUGGAUGAAGUAUACAGAGAAGGGGCUCUCUUUCUUGCACUCUCUGUCUAAAUGAUCCAACAUUAUGGAUCCUCUGUCAGUUCAUCCAGCAGGUUUUUCACUGAAUGUAUGUCUGGGGACUAUCACUGCUGUAUAGCUUGAUUUGGCUAUCUGUUUUGGAUCAUUAUUGUGUUAAAUGACCGCUCAUUUUAGGUUUUCUGGUAGAGUCCACUAGAUAUGUAUGAAAAUCUCCUGGUAUUUCAAAGAUUUUAUGAUCUCAUGUACAAGGUUCUUAGGGCCCCUGAAAGAGAAACCGGCCCACACCAUCACAUAUCCUCCACUGUAAUCAACAGUGAGGAUGACAUGCUUCCUUACUUAUUAUUUUUUGUUUCAGGCCAAACUCAUCAAGAGUGUUUGUGGCCAAAAAGAAAAUCAAGAUGGUCAGACAGAGAAGGUUGUUUCCCAACAUGCUUCAAUGAAAACGGCUCGUCAUGUACGAAGUGUCUAAAGCUGGUUAUGGAGACUUGGUGACAUAAAUUCUCCCAUAGCUCAGUUAGGUAAAAGUUUCUUAACAUUGAAUUUUUUCUGACUGAAUAAAUGUACCCAGAUUAAAGUUUGGAUUUUUCCUACUUUUUAUUUAGGUUGCCAUUAUGCUUCUGAAAUAAAGCAUUCAUUUAAGUAGUUUUAACAUAUCUUUAACAGGAGUGGCAACAAAUUUGUCUGCAUUUUUAUAUCAACUGGAAUCUUUUUUACUUAAAUAACUGCCAAAACUUCAGAUGUAAUAAAUGUACCAAGUCAGAAACAUAUUUACUCUUAAGUUUAAGAUGGUAUAAAUUGUUCAAAUUGUUAUUGCAGGAUGGAAUCUGUGAAAUGUUUGCCUCAAACCGGGUUUAACUGAUUUGCAAAGAUGAAACAGGAGAAAGUGGGAAACAGAUGAAUGGUUUUUGUGAAAAGAUGGUGGAAUGUUUCUUUUUGCCCUGAGAAGACGAAACCUCAAAUUUCUACCCAUCUGUAAAGCGUUUUCUGACCCAUGACCCACUAUACUGUACAGCCUUUCGACUGGCCCCGAACAUGCCUCUGUAUUGUGUUGCCUGGUAGACUUUAGGAGAGUAAUAAGCUUUGUACAUAAAUUAUGCAUCAUUUUCACUCUCUGAUGUCCUAAUGUAGAUUGAAAUACCUGCCGGAAGUACAGCUAUUGUUUUGUAUUUUUGUUUCUCUCAUGAGAAGGUAAAAGCGAGGGGUGCGGAUGCGGUGCAUCUAUGUUGUAGUUUAUAUUGUAUUUAUUUUGGAAAUAAAUUAUAGAUUUUCAUAUUUAUUAAGAUUACCACACAUAAAGGGGACAGCUUUUAUCAUCAAGCAACUGUGCCAAAAAAGUUUUAUCUUACACACUAUAUUGACUGCUGAAUAAAGAUAAUUUUAAAACGUG